Molecule: messenger RNA, 1917 nt
Organism: Abrus precatorius (Indian licorice)
Lineage: Eukaryota; Viridiplantae; Streptophyta; Magnoliopsida; Fabales; Fabaceae
Exons: 1
Coding region: 1-1917 (638 amino acids)
Biological process (GO): cell surface receptor signaling pathway
Molecular function (GO): protein binding
Source: RefSeq, a predicted model, not a curated record
AUGUCGAGCAUCGUCAAGGAGAUCCUUGCGGGGCCAAUACAGAUGGCGGACCAGGUGUCAAAAAUGGCGGAAGAGGCACAGAAUUUCAGACAGGAAUGUCUGGAACUCAAGGGCAAAACAGAGAAGCUGGCGGGCCUCCUCCGCCAAGCCGCAAGAAACAGCAACGACCUCUACGAACGCCCCACCAGGCGCAUCAUAGACGACACCGAACAAGUACUUGACAAAGCCCUCGUACUCGUCACCAAAUGUCGCGCCAACAGCCUCGUCAAACGACUCUUCACCAUUAUCCCCGCCACCGCCUUUCGCAAAACCUCCAUGCAGCUCGAGAAUUCCCUCGGCGACGUCCAAUGGCUUUUAAGAGUCUCUGCUUCUGCAGACGAACGCGACGACGAAUAUUUGGGUCUGCCUCCUAUCGCUGCCAACGAACCCAUUCUCUGCCUCAUUUGGGAACAGAUUGCGAUUCUUCUUUCUGGGUGUUCCUUGGAGGAACGUUCUGACGCUGCUGCUUCAUUGGUUUCUCUCGCUCGUGAUAACGACCGUUACGGUAGACUCAUUCUGGAGGAAGGUGGGGUUCCGCCGCUUCUUAAAUUGCUCAAGGAAGGCAAGACGGAGGGUCAAGAAAACGCGGCCAGGGCAAUUGGGUUGCUGGGAAAGGACCCAGAAAGCGUGGAGCACAUUGUGAAUGCUGGGGUUUGCAAUGUGUUUGCGAAAAUCCUCAAAGAAGGCUCCAUGAAAAUUCAGAUUGUGGUUGCAUGGGCUAUUUCGGAGCUGGCUUCGCAUCACCCCAAAUGUCAGGAUCACUUUUCUCAAAACAACGUUAUACGUUUGCUGGUUGGCCACCUCGCGUUUGAGACCAUUCAAGAGCAUAGCAAGUACGCUAUUGCCACCAAACAGAACAACAUGUCGUCUAUUCAUUCCGUUGUGAUGGCAAGCAGCGCCCCCAAUAAGAAAACCGUUCAAGAUAACGAUGAUAAACAGGGUAUUGCUCAUCCAAUGGGGAACCAAACGAGUUCCCAGAUGCACAAUGUGGUCACCAACACAAUGGCUAUAAGGGGACAGGGACAGGGACAUGAACAGGGAAAUAAUGGCAAACCAAAACAUGGGAAUUCCUCGCAUGUCUCAAUAACUGGAACUAGCAUCAAGGGGAGGGAAUACGAAGAUCCAGCAACAAAGGCCCAGAUGAAGGCCAUGGCAGCUAGGUCCCUCUGGCAACUGUGUAAGGGAAACCUCACUAUCUGUCGGAACAUAACAGAAUCAAGAGCUCUUCUUUGCUUUGCUGUUUUAAUGGACAAGGGUUGUGAAGAAGUGCAAUCCUAUUCGGCAAUGGCAUUGAUGGAAAUCACGGCACUGGCAGAGCAACACUCGGAACUUAGACGCUCAGCGUUCAAGCCAACUUCCCCUGCUGCCAAAGCCGUUAUGGAGCAGUUUCUGAAGAUCAUUGAGAAGGGUGAGUCUGAUUUGCUCAUUCCAUGUGUGAGAGCUGUUGGGAACUUGGCAAGGACUUUCAGAGCCACCGAAACAAGAUUAAUUGCCCCUUUGGUGAGGUUACUGGACGAAAGAGAACCGGAAGUUUUGAUGGAAGCAGCAAUUGCACUCAACAAGUUUGCUUGUAACGAAAACUAUCUCCACGAGACUCAUUGCAACGCCAUCAUAGAAGCAGGUGGUGCAAAGCAUUUGAUUCAGCUAGUGUAUUUCGGAGAGCAAAUGGUGCAAAUCCCUUCUAUGACUCUUCUGUGUCACGUGGCGCUGAACGUGCCCAAGAACGAGACUCUUGCGCAAGAAGAGGUUCUGAUUGUACUUGAGUGGGGCACGAAGCAAGCUCAUCUAGUUGGAGAACCAUCGAUUGCAGCGCUACUACCAGAAGCCAAAAGUAGGUUGGAACUCUAUCAAUCAAGAGGUACCAGGGGAUUCCACUGA